Molecule: messenger RNA, 522 nt
Organism: Trichomycterus rosablanca
Lineage: Eukaryota; Metazoa; Chordata; Actinopteri; Siluriformes; Trichomycteridae
Product: olfactory receptor 52A5-like
Exons: 1
Biological process (GO): detection of chemical stimulus involved in sensory perception of smell; G protein-coupled receptor signaling pathway
Cellular component (GO): membrane
Molecular function (GO): olfactory receptor activity; odorant binding
Source: RefSeq, a predicted model, not a curated record
AAUCUGAUGAAAAAAGUCAUUUCUGUAUGGACACUAGACUUAACUAUGAUUGGUUUAUUACUUGCUUUAAACUACCGUAAGGAGAUUUGCAGCACAAAAAUAGUGGACACUUUUUGUAAUAAUCCGAAUUUAACGAAGCUCAUAUGUGGGGACGUCAGGAUAAAUAACUACUAUGGCCUGUUCAUAACGAUUUUCUUACAGGGUCUGUCUCUGCUCAUAGUGUUCUUCACAUACAUUCAAAUCCUAAUCACAUGUGUUUUUAAAAGACAGUCUGAUGCCAAAAGCAAGGCGCUUCAGACCUGUGGUACACAUCUGGUUGUUUUUCUAUGUGUUGAAUUUAAUGCACUCUUUUCACUAAUGGCACACAGGUUUGAUAAUGUAUCGCAACAUUUGAGAAGAGCACUUGGUGUUUCUGUGAUGGUAUUUCCUCCUUUUCUCAACCCUUUAAUAUAUGGAUUAAAAACAAAAGAGAUCAGACAGAACAUUAUCUUAUUUUUUUAUAAAAAGAUUUCUCCAACAUAA